Messenger RNA from Solanum tuberosum (potato), 852 nucleotides. RefSeq lists its product as uncharacterized. The record is from RefSeq and is a predicted model, not a curated record. The coding region runs from base 1 to 852 and encodes 283 amino acids. The transcript has a single exon. NCBI's taxonomy places the organism in Eukaryota, Viridiplantae, Streptophyta, Magnoliopsida, Solanales, Solanaceae.
AUGAUGUCACUUAGGGAUAGCAUCCUGAGCUUUAAGCGUCUGGAAGGAGAAUCUCUGCACGAAACCUGGCUAAGGUUUAAAAAGUUAGUGCUGCAAUGCCCAACCCACGGUUUUCCGGACAACGUUGUACUUCAAUACUUUUAUCGUAGUUUGGAUUCGGUAAACAAAGGUGUCGCUGACCAACUCUUGCCUGGAGGCUUAAUGCAGCAGCCAUAUGCAGUAGCAGCCCAACUUUUUGAUGGCAUGACAACCAUUAACAGAGCGUGGUACACUCGCAAGGACCAAGUCUCCCUAGUCAUCUUCAAGCUAUCCAAGGAGCAUAUUGAAAACGACAAUGAGAGAGACCAGAAGAUGGCCAAAAUCAUGACGCAGCUUGAUAUUUUAUCCAAAAAUUGCAUCCGGGAUAGUGCCCGUGGUGUCAACGUUGGGGGGGUCGGGUGUGCUAAUCGUGAGGAGAUGAAGUUUGAAGCCUUGUAUAACGAGGAGGUAAAAUUUCUAGACAACCAAGGCGGUGGCUGCCGCUCAAAUUAUCCAAGGCAGGGUGGUAAACAAGGUUGGGCUAGAGACGAAGGCUGGAAGGACCGAGAUCGUGAAUGGAGGGAUCGUAAUCCAAAUUGGAAAGAUAGGAAGAAGGAUAUAUAUGUUCUUCCCCAUGAGCGCCAUUCAGAAGGUGGUAGGUUUGUGGAUAUGCUCUCACGUAUCCUCAACAAAGUUGAAAGGUCAGACAAAAUGUUAAAAGGCAUGAAAGAUGAUGUAUCUACCCUUAGCCAGAUCAUCACCUUGCAUUCAGUUUCAAUCAAGCAGUUAGAAACCCAGAUGGGUCAUAUCUCAUCCUACCUAAAUCUGAGAUAG